Molecule: messenger RNA, 1506 nt
Organism: Amphimedon queenslandica
Lineage: Eukaryota; Metazoa; Porifera; Demospongiae; Haplosclerida; Niphatidae
Exons: 2
Coding region: 434-1348 (304 amino acids)
Source: RefSeq, a predicted model, not a curated record
UAUUAUUAUUAUUUUUAGUUUUAUUGAUCAUAUACUUGAGUUUGUCUCAUCCUCUAUCACUGGUAAUCAAUUUGGAUUUCUCAAGCAUCGUUCUACUGUACAACAGUUACUCCUCUUUCUUGAUCAUCUCCUACAGUCAAAAAGCACUCAUACUCAAUUUGAUUCUAUCAAUUUAGACUUCAGUAAAGCCUUCGACAAAGUCCCACAUAAUCUUCUGCUGUUGAAGCUACGUUCAUUAGGUAUUAGUGGUAAUUUGUGGCAGCUAUUGCAUCAUUAUCUUAGUGAUAGAUCUCAUUGUGUGGCUAUCAAUAACACUUUAUCUCCUACACUACCAGUUCUAUCAGGAGUACCUCAGGGGAGUAUAUUAGGCCCUUUACUCUUCAUAAUAUAUGUUAAUGAUUUACAUUCAUUGCAAAUUUAUUCUCGCCUGCUUAUGUUUGCAGAUGACACUAAGUGUCUUAAGUCUGUCUCUUCUCCAUCUGACACAGUACAGAUUCAACGUGAUCUAAAUGAGUUAUCACAAUGGAGUAAUACUUGGUGUCUACCAUUUAAUGUAACUAAAUGUUCAGUCAUACAUUUCUUUUCUACUUCCUCUCUUCUUUCCCCAACAUAUUAUCUAAACUGCUCUCCUGUCUCUACAGUUGUGUCCCAAAAGGAUUUAGGGGUUCCAUUCUCGGAAGAUCUGUCAUGGUCUUCUCAUUACAAGCAGUUAGCUGCUACAGCAUAUAAAACACUAGGUCUUCUACGGAGAACUUUUAGUUCUGCUGUUGAUAUACCUACUAGGAAGUUGCUAUAUACAUCUUUAAUUAGAUCAAAGCUAACAUAUGCUUCUACUGUCUGGCGUCCUCAUUUUUUAAAGGACAUUUUAUUUCUAGAAAGAAUACAACGUCGAGCUACUAAGUUCAUUUUAAACGAUUACCAUUCUGAUUACAAAACUAGACUCAUUAAAUUAAAUAUGUUACCCCUCAUGAUGACAUUUGAACUAGCUGAUAUUUCCUUUUUUCUAAAUAAUUUUCACUUCUCUGAUUCACCUUCUAACUUUAAUGCUUCAAAUUAUUUCUCUUUUUCGUCUACCUCUACUCGAUCAUCUACAUUUCACAAGUUAUCUUUUAAUUUUACUUCUCAUCACUCCUCACAUCACACUUUUUUCACCCUCUUCCCUCUUUUAUGGAAUUCUCUUCCACCUGUAAAAAUCUCUCUAUCUAAAAAAACUAUUAAAUUACACGUAAAGAAAACUUUUUGGAAUCACUUUAUUGUUCGUUUUUACCCUAAUAAUGUUUGUUCUUAUCACUAUGUAUGUCCUUGCUUUUCUUGUGCCAAUCUUCCUGUAAACUCUAUGUAUUCCUGAUUUGUUUAUGUUAGUAGUUAUUUCAUUUUAUUUUUAUUUUUAUUAUUUCCUUAUUUACUAUUCUUAUUUUCUCUUUUUUUUCUCUCUCUCUAUCUGUUUAAUCUUUUUUUGUUUGGCGGUCAGCUCAGGAAGCUGGCUGUCCAUCUGUAUACAUUUGU